AUGGCUGACGAAAAACCGCCCACCGACGCCUUCGACGUCGAAAAGACCGCCACAUCGCAUGAUGACGUUCCCCCCAAGUCCAAGCUGGAUCUGUUUGAGGAUCCCGACGAGGGGUUGAGUGCCGAGGAGAAGGCCAAAAUCGACCGCGCGCUGGUCCGGAAACUCGACCUGAGACUCAUUCCAUGGCUGAGUCUGCUGUAUCUCAUCUCGUUUCUCGAUCGAACCAAUAUCGGGAAUGCAAAGCUCGACGGCCUGCAGGAGGACCUGCACAUGUCCAAUGCACAGUACAACGCCUCGUUGACCAUCUUCUUCGUCUCGUACUCCGUCUUCGAGCCCCUCACCAACGUCCUGCUCAAACGCAUGCGCCCGAGUAUCUUCAUCCCCAUCAUCAUGAUCUUAUGGGGUAUCUGCAUGACCUGCAUGGGUCUCGUCCACAACUACUCCGGCCUGCUGGCGGCGCGAUGGUUCCUCGGCCUCACCGAAGCCGGCCUUUUUCCCGGCGUGGGCUACUUCCUCUCGUGCUGGUACAAGCGCGCCGAGUUCGGCGUGCGCAUGGCGAUUUUCUUCUCCGCCGCGGCGCUGGCCGGGUCCUUUGGCGGGCUGUUGGCGGCUGCGAUCGCGCUGAUGGACGGUAUCGGCGGGAAGGCCGGGUGGGCAUGGAUCUUUAUCCUGGAGGGACUGGCGACCAUCCUGGUCGGCGCGGCCUCCUUCUGGAUGGUGCAUGACUUUCCCGACGAGGCCAAGUUCCUGUCCGAGGUGGACCGCAAGCGUGUCCUGCGACGUCUCGCCGAGGACCAGCAGGCCAGUGCGGAGCACGAGCAUUUCAAGAUGACCUACUUCUGGAACAGUCUGAAGGAUUGGAAAACGUACACCGGGGCGGUGAUCUACAUGGGGGCCGAUGGGUGUUACACGUCCAUUAAAGCGCAGCUGCUGAGCGUCCCGCCGUACGCGGCGGCGGCCGUCCUCACCGUGACCGUAGGAUUCAUCGCUGACCGCACGCGCCAGCGCGGCAUCUCCAACAUCCUCGUCUCCAUCCUGGGCAUCGUUGGAUUCUGCAUGCUGAUCGGAUGCAAGUCGGCCGGAGCCCGGUACGCCGGGACGUUCCUGGGCGCGAUGGGGAUCUACCCAGCGAUUUCUAACACGAUCUCCUGGUCCAGCAACAACACCGAGGGGGUGUACAAGCGCGGUGUGACGCUGGGAAUCGUGAUCGGAUGGGGCAACCUGAACGGCAUCGUGUCGUCGAACAUCUACCGCGGCGAGGACGCGCCCACGUUCUACCCCGGCCACGGCACGGUGCUGGCGUACCUGGUGCUGUUCCUGUUCGGCGGGUCGGUGGUGCAGUAUCUGCUGCUGCGGCGGGAGAACGCCAAGCGGCUGCGCGGGGAGCGCGAUCACUGGGUGCAGGGACUGAACGCGGCGGAGAUCCAGAUGCUGGGCGACAAGCGGCCGGAUUUUAUCUAUACGCUGUAG
Messenger RNA from Aspergillus terreus NIH2624, 1470 nucleotides. RefSeq lists its product as uncharacterized. Gene Ontology annotation, cellular component: membrane. Gene Ontology annotation, molecular function: transmembrane transporter activity. Gene Ontology annotation, biological process: transmembrane transport. The transcript is spliced from 7 exons. The coding region runs from base 1 to 1470 and encodes 489 amino acids. NCBI's taxonomy places the organism in Eukaryota, Fungi, Ascomycota, Eurotiomycetes, Eurotiales, Aspergillaceae. The record is from RefSeq and is a predicted model, not a curated record.